Acanthoscelides obtectus is the source of this 225-nucleotide messenger RNA. The record is from the annotation of a GenBank genome assembly. Lineage: Eukaryota; Metazoa; Arthropoda; Insecta; Coleoptera; Chrysomelidae.
AUGUUAUUGAUGAAUCUAUGGCAAAGUAGCAGCAGCAGCUCUUCAUCUGAUGAGGACAUACCUACUAUUCGUAAAACGAAAGUGUAUAGGAAAAGAGAUUAUUUCAACAAGUUUGAUCUGAUGACAAAACUUCAAGAUAUUAAUGUGGAGGCAGAAAAUUUAUAUAAUGAAUCAAUAAUUAGGACACGGAAUGUGGUGUUUGGAAAAGACGAUUUCCUAUCUUAA